CUGGCGCUGGUACAAGCUGUAGUUCAGGUUGUCUUGCACAUGACAUACUGACUAGUUCCUUCAUAUGCAACUUGUAAGAGCAGCUAACAGAAUGAAGAUGAACUCCAAUGACAGCAGCGAAUCAGAGAAUGAUACUGAGGAAGAGGAGGAGGAGGAAGAAGAGUUUGCAAAUGAACACAUUAAGAGACUGGGUGGAGGAAGUAAAGAUAUGCGGCAGGAUGGCACACUUCAGGAGGGAGCUUUUGAGACAGAGGACACAUGCCUAGGGCACAAGAGUAAACACAGUUCAGGUGGGAAAAGUGAUCUGGCGACGGUCUCACUGAUCGAUCUGGAAGAACAAAUGGCAGAAGACUAUGAAGCAGAGACCACUCCAAGAAAGAAAAAGAGAAAACACAGGCUGCUGUCUAUCAACCUGACCAACUGCAAGUAUGAGAGCGUGAGGCGUGCUGCCCGACACUGUGGUCUAAAAGAAGUGGGGGAGGAUGAGGAGUGGACGGUGUACUGGACUGACUGCUCGGUCUCUCUGGAGCGCGUCAUGGAAAUGAAGAGGUUUCAGAAAAUCAACCAUUUCCCGGGGAUGACAGAGAUCUGCCGGAAGGACCUGCUGGCCCGCAACCUCAACCGCAUGCUCAAACUCUUCCCCAAAGAGUACAGCAUCUUCCCCCGCACCUGGUGCCUGCCUGCUGACUAUGGAGAUUUCCAGGCCUACGGGCGCAUGAGGAAAAACAGGACGUACAUCUGCAAGCCAGACAGUGGCUGCCAGGGGAGGGGCAUCUUCAUAACCCGCAACCCAAAGGAGAUUAAACACGGGGAGCACCUGAUCUGCCAGCAGUACAUAUCCAAGCCCUUCCUUAUUGAUGGCUUCAAAUUUGACCUGCGAAUCUACGUCCUGGUCACAUCCUGUGACCCCCUGAAGAUUUUUGUCUAUGAGGAAGGGCUGGCCCGGUUUGCCACCAUGAGGUACAUCGAGCCCAGCAGCAGCAACCUGGAUGAUAUCUGCAUGCACCUAACCAACUAUGCUAUCAACAAACAUAAUGAAAACUUCAUCCGAGACGACAUGAUGGGCAGUAAGAGGAAACUGUCUACCUUGAAUGCCUGGAUGAUGGACAACAGCUGCAACACAACAGAACUCUGGGAAGACAUUGAGGACAUCAUUAUAAAGACCCUUAUCUCAGCCCACCCUGUUCUGAAGCACAACUACCGCACCUGCUUCCCCAACCACAUCACUGGCUGUGCCUGCUUUGAGAUUCUGGGCUUUGACAUCCUGCUAGACAGAAAGCUGAAACCCUGGCUGCUGGAGGUGAAUCACUCGCCCAGUUUCACCACGGACUCGCGCUUGGACCGAGAGGUGAAGGACGCUUUGCUCUGUGACACCAUCAAGCUGAUAAACCUGCGAGCCUGUGACAAGAGGAAGGUGCUGGAAGAGGACAAGCGACGGGUGAAGGAGCGACUCUUCCAGGCCCACCAGCCACCUCGUGAAGCCAGACGUGAGAAGUUAGAGAGCAGCCAGGCGGCCUGGCUGGCCCAAGCGGAGAAGUAUGAGAACACGCACCUGGGAGGGUACCGGCGCAUUUACCCCACGCACGAGACAGACAAGUAUGAGCCAUUCUUCAAGCACAGUGGCUCCCUCUUCCAGGAGACGGUGGCUUCCAAGGCAAGAGAGAAGUGUGCCAGGCAGCAGCUGGAGGAAAUUCGCUUGAAGCAAGAGCAACGAGAGGUUACUACUGGGAAGAAGAAAAAGGAGCGAAAGGAGAACCUGCAGGGAAAGUCCGCUGGGGAGAAAUCCCGCAUCCGCAGCAAGGCCAAGGCUCCUCCCACUCGCCUCACCUACAACAGAGCCAGGACCUGCGACAGGAAGGUGCAGCAGAUGGUGUUUGACUCCAUGCGGCCCCAGGAGAUAGUGGAAGAUGAGGAAGUAGAGAGGAUCAAGGCUCUUCUGCAGCGCGAAAACCUCAUACGGGGUCUGGGCAUCGUGGAUCAGCUCUCUCGGCUGCUUCACACAACUGAGCCCAGGCCUGUGGAUGUCCACAGGCCCCACAUCAAUAUCUCCGAGAGCCAGCCGCGAUUCCUUCAGGACGUGUUUGGGGAACGGGAGACACAGAGUUUAAUGACCCUCGUCCCCCUCUCGCUCCUGGGAGGCACAGUCCGGGAGUUAGGACAGCAGAUCACGCAGCAGCCUGCGGCCAGGGCCCGGAUGCUGGGCAACCAGGGCUUCAUUCCCACCCUCCUGGGUACCCUGUCAGGCAUGGGCCAGAGCAUCCCCUACCCUGCACAAUAUAAGCCACAUCAUGGCCUGCAGCCGCAGAAGAACAUGAGCUGGUUAGGAAACCACGCUCUGGGGACACCGAUGGUCAGCAAGCCCUGUGCUCUGCCAAAAAUACUGAAGGUGGAAGGCCGGAGAUUCUCCAGCGCCAGAAACAAGGUCGAAAGCCAUGCCCAUGCCCCCAGGCAGCCCCUCCACGUGGCCAGUGGUUACGCCGACUCUCUGAGCUACCUGGCUCAUGCUGGCAAGGCUCCAAAUCACACGUUCCCCUCAGUGACAGACUCCCUCAGCCGUGCUGCAGCCCAUGAGCUAGCCAUCAACUCUGCCUCUGCUCCCAUCGUCCAGCGCUCAGACACCUCACACCGUGCCAAUGCCAUGUCCAUUCUCCACUUCAACCACCACAGGAAAUGGACCUGAACCUUGGCCAAACAGUCUCUGGGGAAGAAAGGGACAAUGGCCUUGGGAAUCCUGCAGCCACAGGUGAUGGCUGUGCCAAAAGACUUGCUUUCUUGUGCGUGGAAGGGAGAAAAACCUCCAAGGGGCCAGGCAGAGGGGGAGACAAGGGAGACAGUGACCCCAGGCCUGCUGUGGUGACCUGGCGGCUAGCGAUGAGGACACCAGUGUCUGCUGCAGAUAAGGAGCCUUCUCAGUGAGGGCUGAACACUUCAGACACUAUUUAGUGAGCGCUCUAGAGUCACAUCUCCACUGGACAGAGCUGUUUUCCAACAAUGCUGCGCAAAGGAUUUUGUUAAUAGUAUUUGGCAGCAUCCUCUCCAGCCAACUUUGUCCUGUAGCUGGGAUCCCCAGCCUGUAACUGCAGCCUCUCCCCCACACCUACUGAUCAACUGCAACAGGAGGGCAGGGCUUGUUUCCUUCAGGGCUGCAAGAGUUUGUUCUUUUGUAUCUGUCUUAGUAAAGGUUUAUAUGGUUUUACAAUUCCCUGUCAGUCUGUCCUUCUGCCUGUGACCCCUGCAGCAUUGCAGCAGAUGGAGACUGGUUUUCCCUAGCAAGCCCUGGCUCUGGGAGGUGCUGUCUGAUUCCUCCCUCAUGGGCCUAGAGCCCACAGACCUUAGCAAAGGAACCUGCUGGCCUAUAUGUUGUUCAGGGCUCUCACAGUGCCUAGCUGCAGGAAGCAGCAUAUGAGGAUCAAAACAAAGCAGUUGCUUGUUCUACUAAAUCCUUUCAUUCCCUCCUGGGGCGAGGGGCCGAGUGAGCACGUAGCAACAGGCACUCAGUGAGUUCACAGGAACUGACAAAUAUCAGACUGGCUCAGACCCACAAUCCAGCUAGUCCAGGAUCCUGUUUCCAAGAGUGACUAGUACCAGAUGCUUGAGAAGGUGAAGAACCCCUCAGGAGGCAGAUGUAGGGUAAUCUGUCCCAUCUAAGUUUUAGUCCAAUCCCUGGUCAUGAAAGGUUGUUUUAAACUAUGAAGCACAAGGUUUAAUUUCCCUGCCAAAAUAGUUGUUAAUGAUAAUAGGAUAUUCUGAUCAGCGGUUGUGUGAAAAGUGUUUCCUUUGAUUGGCUUUGAACUGCCCACCCUGCAAUGUCAUCGUGUCCCCAUUUUGUGACCAGAUGCUGUCGAUCUCCCUGCCCUAAACCAGUACCUACUUUAUAGACCUUUAUCACGUCCCCUUUUAUGGGCUUCCUCUCUGGGGCAAGAAUCUGUCUUCACAGGAGAGUUUCUCCAGGCCCCUAACUGUUCCUGUGACACUUUUGGGAGCCUCUCUCGUCCUGCCAGCUCCCUGCUGACAGGGGUGGGGUGACCCCUGCUGGCACAAGAUCCAAGUGAGGCUACCUUGUUCAUUUGUACAAUGGCACCUAAUAUUUCGUAUGCUCUUUG
Molecule: messenger RNA, 4103 nt
Organism: Gopherus flavomarginatus (Mexican gopher tortoise)
Lineage: Eukaryota; Metazoa; Chordata; Testudines; Testudinidae
Product: tubulin polyglutamylase TTLL13-like
Exons: 15
Coding region: 65-2680 (871 amino acids)
Biological process (GO): microtubule cytoskeleton organization; protein polyglutamylation
Cellular component (GO): cilium
Molecular function (GO): tubulin-glutamic acid ligase activity; tubulin binding
Source: RefSeq, a predicted model, not a curated record